Messenger RNA from Triticum aestivum (bread wheat), 794 nucleotides. Its product is annotated as 50S ribosomal protein L31. Lineage: Eukaryota; Viridiplantae; Streptophyta; Magnoliopsida; Poales; Poaceae. The record is from RefSeq and is a predicted model, not a curated record. Gene Ontology annotation, cellular component: ribosome. Gene Ontology annotation, biological process: translation. Gene Ontology annotation, molecular function: structural constituent of ribosome. The transcript is spliced from 2 exons. The coding region runs from base 170 to 580 and encodes 136 amino acids.
UGGCGCCUGAAGCGCCGAAUAAGAGCUCCCACAGCAAACCCCCCAAAAAAACCAGGCCGAGCCAGCGGCCACCGGAAAUCCCGGACUGGCCUCAACAUUCAGAAAUCAUCAGCAGCACAAGAGGAUAAGAUAGGAAGAAACAGGCAAGGAAGGCAACAAGUCGUCAGCCAUGGCGCUCUCCCUCUCCACCUCCUUCCUCCCGACCCCGGGCGCCGCCGCCGUCGCGAGAACCGCAAACCGCACCCUCCGCUCCGUCGUCCCCUCCCAGAGGAUGAGGUGCUCGAUGCGGAAGAAGGGGCUGCACCCGGAGAUCUUUGAGGACGCGAAGGUGUACUGCAAUGGUGAGCUGGUGCUGGUGACGGGGGGCACGAAGCCGGAGUACUCGGUGGACGUCUGGUCGGGGAACCACCCCUACUACGUCGGCGACUCCUCGGCGCUGGUCGUCAUGGACAGCCAGAUCGAGAAGUUCCGCAAGAAGUGGGGGCACGUCAAGGAGUACUGGACCAAGGAGCAGUGGCUGGAGAUGCACCCUGACGGCGACCCGGAGUUUGAGCCGGAGGACGACGAGACCCGCAAAUGAUGGCUCUGCCUCUCCUGCUCCUCGUCUUCCUGCUGCGUUUCUCUUGCUGUUAACUCCCGAACUCAAUUAUGCUAGUUUGCGUGGCUUGAUUCUCCAGCUGUACCGUCUGCACGUUGAUUGAUUUGGUUCACGGGGAUUGCAUUUGCAUUGCCCUCGAGGUGUUCGGGUAAUGUUCGCAACGACUCUAGCAAUACUACUUUCCAGUAUGUGUCAA